Messenger RNA from Exophiala bonariae, 297 nucleotides. RefSeq lists its product as uncharacterized. Bases 1 to 297 code for a protein of 98 amino acids. NCBI's taxonomy places the organism in Eukaryota, Fungi, Ascomycota, Eurotiomycetes, Chaetothyriales, Herpotrichiellaceae. The record is from RefSeq and is a predicted model, not a curated record. The transcript has a single exon.
AUGACUUCCACAGACAUUCGAGAAGCCGAACAACCGGAUCCCGAGAGCGAAGCAUCGCUGACCAAGUUUGCGAACUCUAUUGCCAGUCACACACAGAUGGUGACGAAAUAUCUUGAAUUUAAAAUGGCCAGCCGUGCCGCUGCAGUGCAAAGAGAAGAAGAACGGAAGGCCUCAAAGGCAAACCCGCUUGAAAGGAAAUGUCCUCUGGACGAGCCACGUGGAAAGAUGGCACCAGCCAAGCGAAAGAUGGAUGAUGGGAGGACCGAGAUCUUGAGCUGUAAACGCCAGAAGACCUGA